AUGAGCAUCGGGAUGGGAAUUGAAAAGAAGCACCGCGCAGAGGCAUUUUUACCUUUCAACAUUGCGCAGACCAUGCCGUCUUCAGAUGUACUGUCUUUAUCUUUCCUGGCUGAUGCCUUCCAAGAUUCCAGUGCCUGGAACAUGUCUAAUGGACAAGAGUUCGGAAAUGAAGUGUGGGCCGUAGCUCGUCACCAAGUCGAACAGACGACCCGACGAAGUAAUACCAAGUGUAAAGGAUUGCUGGAGGUCCACUCGCACAGCGAUGGCGGUCUCGAACCGUGGAUGAGACCUUUUGCAGUUGAUUUUCUACAUCGCACUGUGAAGGACUUUCUAGCUUCCAGAGCAAUGCCGGAUAUAUUGGACGCAUACUCUCCUCCUCAAUUUGACGCCUGGACUUUGCUAUCUCAAGCAACAUUUGCUCAGCUCAAGAUGAUCGAUUGUGUACACGGCAGUUUCAAUGCACUUGUUAACAUGUUUUUACAGCAUCUCAGAAGCUUCGAGGUCGCCACGGGCAAAACUAGUGUCAGUCUGAUUGAUUAUUUCGUUCUCUAUGUCAAUCCGUGUUUUUGUGACCAGAACAAGCAGGCUGGAAAGUAUGACUUCAGCAGCUCCACAAUAUUGAUGGGAAUUAAAUCUUGA
Molecule: messenger RNA, 639 nt
Organism: Exophiala bonariae
Lineage: Eukaryota; Fungi; Ascomycota; Eurotiomycetes; Chaetothyriales; Herpotrichiellaceae
Exons: 1
Coding region: 1-639 (212 amino acids)
Source: RefSeq, a predicted model, not a curated record